AUGCUAAAAUUGAUUUUAAUUGGAGAAAGUGGAGUUGGAAAGACAUCAUUAAUACAACGAUAUGUAAUGAAUAAAUUUGAGCCAACAUACAAAACAACGAUUGGAUGUGAUUUUUUGGCUAAAACAGUCUAUGUUGAAAAUAAAGAAUAUAACCUUCAAAUUUGGGAUACAGCUGGUCAUGAAAAAUUUUCAAGUAUGGUUUCAUCUUUUUAUAGAGGAAGUGAUGGAGCAAUUAUUGUAUUUGACGUAACAAAUACAAGUUCAUUUACUGCUAUUGACACAUGGAUUAGUGAAUACUCACGAGCACUCAAUGGAAAAGAUGUGCCAAUCAUUAUAUGUGGAAAUAAAGUGGACUGCCAACCGAGGUUAGUUUCAACUGAAAGUGCUCGUCAAUGGUGUGAAGGAAGAAAUUACUCAUAUAUAGAAACAAGUGCUGCAACAGCCCAAGGAGUUAAUGACUUAUUCAUGGAAGUUGUUAAAGUUAUUAUAGAAAAUAAAGAAGACGAUAAUGGUGAUGAUUUAAACCCUGUUCCUAUUGCACUUGAAACAAAGUCUGAAAGUGGUUGUUGUUAA
Molecule: messenger RNA, 573 nt
Organism: Entamoeba histolytica HM-1:IMSS
Lineage: Eukaryota; Evosea; Mastigamoebida; Endamoebidae
Product: Rab family GTPase
Exons: 1
Coding region: 1-573 (190 amino acids)
Biological process (GO): phagosome-lysosome fusion
Cellular component (GO): phagocytic vesicle; late endosome; lysosome
Molecular function (GO): GTP binding; GTPase activity
Source: RefSeq, a predicted model, not a curated record